Diaporthe citri is the source of this 1572-nucleotide messenger RNA. RefSeq lists its product as uncharacterized. The coding region runs from base 1 to 1572 and encodes 523 amino acids. The record is from RefSeq and is a predicted model, not a curated record. The transcript is spliced from 3 exons. NCBI's taxonomy places the organism in Eukaryota, Fungi, Ascomycota, Sordariomycetes, Diaporthales, Diaporthaceae.
AUGGAGAGGCGAGCCCUCUCGGCGGACCAGAACGUCCUCAUGACCCACCUGGUGGUGUGGCUCCUGGCACUGGUAUCAGGCAUCCUCCUGGGCCUACGGCUGUUCACAAAGUGGCUCAGGGCACAGCAGCUGUGGUCAGACGACGGCUUCCUGAUAGCAUCUUGGACGUCAGCCCCUCCCGCGGGGCCCUCGGCGCUGCUCCUGCUGGACAACGUCGCCCGCAGCCUGGCCCUGACAGCCAUGGCGUGGAGCAAGACCUCCCUCGCCUGCACGCUGCUCCGCCUGCAGUCGCCGCGCCUGGCCCGCGCCGCGCUGUACUCGGUGGUCGUCUUGGUCAACACGGUCCUCGCCGGCGCGGCCAUCGCGCACUGGCUGCGGUGCAGGCCGAUCGCCGCGGGCUGGGGAAGCGGCGAGGGGGCGUGCUGGAGCAUUAAUAUUCAGAACAUCGUGGGGCUUAGCGCGCAGUCUUUCUCUGCGGCUAUGGACCUUGCGCUGGUGGCUGUUGUGUGGCAGGUUCUUUGGACGAAGGGACUAAGUGUUGGUGAGAAGGUUGGUGUUGGGGCUUUGAUGGCUUUGGGCGUGCUAGCGAGCGCAACGUCCGCCGUGACAGCAGUCCAAAUCUACAACCUCACCGACACCAACUUCCAAACAGCAAACAUCAACGUGCUCCUCUGGGCGUCGAUGGAGCCCAACAUCGCAAUCAUCAUAGCGUCCAUCCCGACGCUCCGCCUACUCAGGGCAUCACGUGGCCACAGCCGCCACCACCAGAAGCUCUUCUCCCGCGACAAGAUCCGCAUCGUGCGGACCGACGACAGCAGGGCCAGCCCCACGACGGUCGGGGCUCCCAUCUUCAAGCAGCACGCCGGGGCGGCGAGCACCACCACGGCCAACUCGACGGCACCUCCGCGGCCGCCGCGACCUACUUCAAACCAGUCUUUCUGGACCGACAGCUCGUCCAUCCUGAAAGGGGGCGCCGGGGAAAACCCGGGCAGGGGCCUGGCGCACGAGACGUCCACCGAGGACCUGAUCCAGCAGUCGCCCGUGUACAGCCCGAGCAGGGACCACGCCCCGUAUUCGCCUGGGGAUAAUACCCUCGGCGUCCCCGACGCAGGGCGCGACACGCUCAAGCCCAGCACGAACGGCAAGCGGCUGACGCCGCUGGAGGAGGAGACCAGCCUGUGGGGGUCGAGCGCGUCGGGCGGGCUGAUGAUGGGAAGCAGUAACUACGCGAGUAACUUCGACAGCUACUACAAUAACAACAACUACCGGUCCAGCUCGAAGUAUAGCACGGGCGCGUUCAUCGACACGUACGGGGCGCAGGCCAAGAACGUCGUCGAGGGGAUGGAGCUGAUCGUGCCGCUGGGGCAGCAGCACCAGCAGCGCCAGCAGCAACAACAACCUCAAUACCAGCGGUACCAGCAGUACUCGCAAUAUCCGCAGAGCCCGGGACAGGACCAGUACCAGAACCACGCGCGCCAGCAGUCGUCACACAGGCGGAAGCCCCCCGUGACCGAAGCGCCGAUGCACAUGGUCCCCGUGACCGCGACGGGUGGAUAUGGAGGCAUGCUAUGA